AAAUAGGUCUGCUGCACCAGAUUGUGUUGUCGGAUGACAGUUUCCGAUUACUUGUUUCCGGGGGAGAGAGUUUAGUGUGACACCGGCUGUCACCACUGUGUGUGUAAUGGAAGAAUGGAGAGGUGUGUCCCUGUGUAGUCAUGACUCCCUCCUCCCAGGACAGGGAUCUCCUUCCACCCCGCACUGACUGCCCCUACACCAGCUGUUACUGGUAAGAGGGGCCACGCCAUGACCAGGGGACUGUUAUACAUGUGCAGUGAAGAAAAUGUCUGGAAGCUCUGUGAGUACGUCCGAGAUCGGAGUGAAAGGCCUCUGCAAGAAAUUUAUGCUGUAUUCCUGUCCAAUGAAAAAAGAAUGAUACCUAUUUGGAAACAGCAAUGUGGUAGGCGAGAUGAACCUGUAAUAUGGGAUUAUCAUGUAAUCUUACUCCAUGUCUGCAGUGGAGGACAGCGGCUGAUCUAUGAUCUAGAUAGUGUGCUGCCAUUCCCGUGUCCCUGUGAGCUGUAUGUUAAGGAAGCUCUCCGAUCUGAUCAGAAUAUCCGUAAGGACUUCAGAAGAAAGCUCAGGUUAAUACGGGCAGAUGAGUUCCUCCGGACGUUUGCCUCUGACCGCUCCCAUAUGAAAGACGCAGAUAAUAAGUGGAAGAAGCCGCCACCUCCUUACCCUUGUAUCCAUACUGAAGAAUCCUCGAUGAACCUGGAUGACUUCAUCAGUAUGGACCCUGCCGUGGGCUAUGGCAAAGUGUAUACACUGGAGGAGUUCACAGAGUGCUUCGGCACCCCCGUAUGAUGUGUUGGGUCUGCUCAUCAUUCAGGAGGACAAUGCAGGGAGACCAGAUAUUCAGAACAAGUUUCCACUCUGCAUAAUUCAUUCUGUCCAUUGUCCGUGUUCCGCUUCUCGGCUUUACCCAGCUCUCCGGUGCACAGGAGCCUCGUACAACCUGCUGGAGGACGCACACCGCUACAUAAGACUAUUUAAGGAACCACUUUUAUUAUUUUUUUAGUCACCAGCAGGACUUUCUCAAUUUUAAGAGGGGAAAAAUGAUUGUCAAUAUUAAGGAUCUUCAUAUAAGCCUGUAAUAAAAUAUACCAUGCUUUAAUUUAAA
This is a messenger RNA of Rana temporaria (common frog), 1105 nucleotides long. It is a transcript of the gene NTAQ1, whose product is annotated as N-terminal glutamine amidase 1. Gene Ontology annotation, cellular component: cytosol; nucleus. The coding region runs from base 229 to 789 and encodes 186 amino acids. The transcript has 6 exons. Lineage: Eukaryota; Metazoa; Chordata; Amphibia; Anura; Ranidae. The record is from RefSeq and is a predicted model, not a curated record. Gene Ontology annotation, molecular function: protein-N-terminal glutamine amidohydrolase activity; protein-N-terminal asparagine amidohydrolase activity.